Chlorella variabilis is the source of this 978-nucleotide messenger RNA. RefSeq lists its product as hypothetical. Gene Ontology annotation, biological process: peptidyl-proline hydroxylation to 4-hydroxy-L-proline. The transcript has 9 exons. Gene Ontology annotation, cellular component: endoplasmic reticulum. The record is from RefSeq and is a predicted model, not a curated record. Lineage: Eukaryota; Viridiplantae; Chlorophyta; Trebouxiophyceae; Chlorellales; Chlorellaceae. Gene Ontology annotation, molecular function: procollagen-proline 4-dioxygenase activity; L-ascorbic acid binding; iron ion binding. Bases 1 to 978 code for a protein of 325 amino acids.
AUGGACGGCGGGGGGCUCGCCCUCAUCUCUUUGCUACUUGCAGUGGCCGCCAGCAGCGCAGGCGCCAUUGACACGGCUGCGGCACACCCCUGGUUCGAGCCCGUGUCAUGGUAUCCUCGGGCGUUUGUAGCACACAACUUUGCUAGCAAGGAAGAGACGGAUCACAUGAUCAAGCUGGCCCAGCCACAGCUGCGGCGCAGCACGGUGGUGGGAUCACGCGGCGAGAGCGUGGUUGACAACUACCGCACAUCCUACGGCAUGUUCAUCAGGCGCCACCACGACGAGGUGGUGUCCACGCUGGAGAAGCGGGUGGCCACCUGGACCAAGUACAAUGUGACCCACCAGGAGGACAUACAGGUGCUGCGGUACGGCACCACCCAGGAGUACAAGGCCCAUUUCGACAGCCUGGAUGACGACUCGCCCCGUACCGCCACCGUGCUCAUCUACCUGUCGGAUGUGGAGUCUGGCGGCGAGACCACCUUCCCCAACUCAGAGUGGAUCGACCCCGCGCUGCCAAAGGCGCUGGGGCCCUUCUCGGAGUGUGCGCAGGGCCACGUGGCGAUGAAGCCCAAGCGGGGAGACGCCAUUGUCUUCCACUCCCUCAACCCAGACGGCCGCUCCCACGACCAGCACGCCCUGCACACUGCCUGCCCCGUCAUUGUCGGCGUCAAGUAUGUGGCCAUAUUCUGGAUUCACACCAAGCCCUUCCGGCCGGAGCAGCUCAAGGGGCCACUGGCGCCGGAGCCGCCCAUGGUUCCGGAGGACUGUGUGGAUGCCGACCCCGGCUGCCCCGGCUGGGCCGCCUCGGGGGAGUGCGACCGCAACCCGGGCUUCAUGCGUGGGGCAGCCACCACCCUGGGCACCUGCCGCGCCUCGUGCGGCGACUGCGUGGUGUGCAAGCCGGAUGACCAAACAUGCCGGCGCGAGAACCGGGUAAAGGCGGGCUUCCUGCCAAUCCACGACCCUGGCUUCUUCUAA